This is a messenger RNA of Cucurbita moschata (crookneck pumpkin), 1283 nucleotides long. Its product is annotated as transcription factor TGA9-like. The transcript is spliced from 10 exons. Bases 103 to 1242 code for a protein of 379 amino acids. NCBI's taxonomy places the organism in Eukaryota, Viridiplantae, Streptophyta, Magnoliopsida, Cucurbitales, Cucurbitaceae. Gene Ontology annotation, molecular function: sequence-specific DNA binding; DNA-binding transcription factor activity. The record is from RefSeq and is a predicted model, not a curated record. Gene Ontology annotation, biological process: DNA-templated transcription; regulation of DNA-templated transcription.
UAUAUAUCUCAAGAAAGAGACAGGGCGGCCCUGUAAGUUCUCCUUCAAAUUCUCCUCUGUUUCUCCAAAGCUCAAAAAUGGCGUAAACCAAGCUCGGCAGCCAUGGCGAAUCUCUCGUCUUUCAUAAAUCCAGAAGGGUCAAGCUUUGAUUUUGAAGAGCUCGAAGAAGCCAUAGUUUUACAGAGAGUUGAGCUUCAAAACGACGAACUCCAAUCUUCACAGCCAUCGUCAAACCAGAAUCAAUCACAGAGAAAAGGAGCAAAUUCAACGUCACAGAGGCAGCUUGAUGCCAAGACACUGAGACGAUUGGCUCAAAACAGAGUAGCUGCAAAAAAGAGCCGUCUGAGGAAGAAGGCUUAUAUUCAGCAGCUAGAGUCCAGUAGAAUCAAGCUCUCUCAGCUUGAACAAGACCUCCAUAGAGCACGUUCUGAGGGAUUGUUUCUAGGUGCUUGUGGUGGCGUUAUGGGUGGCAAUAUCAGCUCCGGAGCUGCAAUAUUUGACAUGGAGUAUGCGCGGUGGCUAGACAACGACCUCCGUAUGAUGUCGGAGUUGCGGGCGGCAGUGGAGGGGCAUCUCCCGGACGGCGAUCUCCGAGCAAUCGUAGACGGUUACAUGAGUCACUACGACGAAAUAUUUGAGUUGAAAAGUGUGGGAGCAAAAUCAGAUGUGUUUCAUUUGAUGACGGGAAUGUGGAUGAGUCCGGCGGAGCGUUGCUUCCUUUGGAUCGGAGGAUUCCGGCCGUCGAAGCUCAUAGAGAUGGUAAUCCCGCAGUUAGAGACAUUAACGGAGCAGCAAGCUGUAGGAAUAUGUAAUUUGCAGAGAUGUUCACAAGAAACAGAGGAUGCUCUGUAUCAGGGGCUUGACCAGUUCCACCAUUCUCUCAUAAUGGCCGUCGCCGGCACUGCCAUGAUGGAGGGGGUCAACCACAUGGCCGUGGCCGCCGGGAAGCUCUCCAACCUUGAAGGCUUCAUUCGCCAGGCUGACAUGUUGAGACAACAAACGCUUCAUCAAUUAUGUAGAAUAUUGACGGGUCGACAGGCAGCUCGAUGCUUCAUGGUAAUUGGAGAGUACUAUGGAAGACUAAGAGCUCUUAGUUCAUUGUGGGUUUCCCGACCAAGAGAGAGCAGGAGAUGGUUGAAUGAUGAAGGUCCAUGCCAAACAGCAGCAACAAGAAGAAGAACAGAGGAAGAGAUGAUUCAGAAUCAGAUUCAGAGUUCACACAACCAUUUCCCGAACUUCUGAUCUUAUAUCAUAUUUCUAAGAGAUAUUGACUUUUUAUUUUC